Messenger RNA from Amaranthus tricolor (Joseph's coat), 1741 nucleotides. RefSeq lists its product as uncharacterized. Lineage: Eukaryota; Viridiplantae; Streptophyta; Magnoliopsida; Caryophyllales; Amaranthaceae. Bases 192 to 1301 code for a protein of 369 amino acids. The transcript has a single exon. The record is from RefSeq and is a predicted model, not a curated record.
CAACUCCACACUCCCUUGCAUCUGUGCCCCUAGCUAUCUAUAUCCUAUACAAGUCGCAUCUUCAAGAUAAACCCAUUAAGUAACCCUCCUCCAUGCAUAUACCCUUCAAAUUAAAACCAUUAUACCAUUAAAUAUUCUACAAGAACAUCAAAAUAAUUAAACUGUCUUAGUCUUUUAAAGGAAAAAUAAUUAUGGGUUGUUCUGCGUCUAAGAAAAUUGAUGCUACAAGCCCAUAUAUCUACCGUCCACCACCAUCUAGUUUUGCAGUUUUUGAUUUUAACGCCAUUGAAGAGCCAUGGUUAAAGCUUGAAAAUGGUUUACAGCUUGAGAGUAAUCAGCAAAAGCCUUCACACGUACCGACUCCAUUGUUAGAGAAGCUUGAUACCUUUGAGAAGGAGGUUUCUGAUGGGCCUCGCACGUGGGAAGAAGUUAGUAAGGCGUUGGAAGAGAUUAAGAAGCCCGUUGUAACCGAUUCUGUUCCCAAGAAGCCCAAGUCGAAGAAUGAACCGGUAUCAGACUCACCGAUUAAGAAGAAUUUUAUCUUCCAUACUCUUGAAGAAUUGGAUAAGAAAGAUGGGGGUAAGGAAACUGAGUCGACUCGGAAGGAAGAACACGGUGAGAAUGAAGCUAAAAAACAGCUAACUCGGUUGAGGAAGACUGAGUCAAAUCGGAAUGAGUUGCCGAGUCCGAUUGUUGUUAACUCGGAUGUUAGCGGGUCAUUGAAGGCUAACCCGUUUAUAAUGAGAGAUAGGUUAGAAAGGGAGAAGGAAGGAAAAGAGGCGGCUUAUGAUAAGAUAAUGAAAAGUAAAAGGGACCCACUAAGUGAUUUUCCCGAAAUAUGUCCUCCUAGUGGGGCCCAAUUGGUGGUGCUUUAUACGACGUCGUUGGGAGGUGUACGGAAGACUUUUGAAGAUUGCAACCGAGUUAGAGCGAUUCUAGAGAAUCACCGAGUCGUGUUCGAUGAGCGAGACGUGUCGUUACAUGGGCAAUUCUUAAGCGAGUUGAAGGAGUUGAUAGAUGGGGCGGUUGUUCCGGUGCCGAGGUUGUUUGUGAAGGGGAGAUAUUUGGGUGGGGGAGAUGAGGUAGUGGAGUUAAACGAGUCGGGUCAACUCGGUAGGAUAUUGAGUUCAGCCCGAGUUGAGAGAGGGAUAGGUUGGCAAGGGUGUGAAGGAUGUGGUGGAGCAAGAUUUGUGCCUUGUUUGGAAUGUGGAGGGAGUUGCAAGUUGGUGAAUGGGGAUGGCAAAGAAAGAUGUCCCAAGUGCAAUGAAAAUGGGUUGGCUCAUUGUCCUAUGUGCCAUUAAGGUUGUCUCCUUUGGCUUAUAGUCUAUAGAUGAUAUAAUUCCUCUGUUAUGAUAUAGGCACUACAUAGGAGUUCUUGAAAUUGUUCAUUGUCCAAGUUUAUUUUAUGUAUUGUGGCUAAUAUGUUAGAAAAAAUAUAGUUAAGUGGAAUCUUGUUUCAAUUAUCUAAUCGUAUACUUUCAUAAUAUUAAAUUUUAUAAUUUUUUAAUGUAUAUAGUUUAAUAUAAAAAUGAUCAAAAUAACACAUUGAAUUGCGUAAAAAGUUAAAUAUAGCAAGUAUAAUAGAGCGAAGAAAGUACAAGUUUGUGUAAGAAUUAAGAUAGUCUUUGUUUUUAGAGAACAGUGAGUUUUAUCAAUCUUAUGAAUGUGUAGAGCAUGAGUGUAUUGUUUACAUCUAAGAUUGUGUAAAGACUCCUUACAUUGUAUUGGUAAUUCCUUAUAU